Trifolium pratense (red clover) is the source of this 2950-nucleotide messenger RNA. RefSeq names its product protein SMAX1-LIKE 3-like. NCBI's taxonomy places the organism in Eukaryota, Viridiplantae, Streptophyta, Magnoliopsida, Fabales, Fabaceae. The record is from RefSeq and is a predicted model, not a curated record. The transcript is spliced from 3 exons. The coding region runs from base 231 to 2804 and encodes 857 amino acids.
GAAACAGAAGCUUUUGUUAAUCCAUAUAACUUUUUAUGUACAAUAAAGAAAGAGAAAGUUUUAUAUAUAAAGCCAAAAUUUACCUCACUGACAAGAAAGGCACAAAAUUCACACAAUAUAACUAUAUCUUCCACAUCUUGCUCUAAUUGUACCAAACCAAGUAUAAGCCUUUGUUUUCUAUACUCUUUCUCUCUUUUCAAACCAAAGAAUCUCAAUAGUUUUUGAACAUCAUGAGAGGAGGAAUUUGUAGUAUUCAGCUUCAAGCACUUACACAAGAAGCUGCAACUGUUGUUAAACAAGCUGUGAAUCUAGCUACAAGAAGAGGUCAUGCACAAGUGACACCUCUUCAUGUUGCUAGUGCCAUGCUUGCAACUUCAACAGGACUUUUAAGAAAAGCUUGUCUUCAAUGUCAUUCACAUCCUCUUCAAUGCAAAGCUCUUGAGCUUUGUUUCAAUGUUGCACUUAACCGUUUACCGGCAUCGACACAAAGUCCUCUUUUAGGUCCUCAAUAUUCAACCGCUCCUUCACUUUCAAAUGCUUUGGUUGCAGCUUUCAAACGUGCUCAAGCUCAUCAACGCCGUGGAACAAUCGAGAAUCAGCAGCAGCAACAUAUUUUGGCCUUGAAAAUUGAAGUUGAACAGCUCAUAAUCUCUAUACUUGAUGAUCCAAGUGUUAGUAGAGUUAUGAGAGAAGCUGGUUUCAAUAGUACUCUUGUUAAAUCAAGAGUUGAAGUUGAACAAUCUCUUCCAAUUGAAGUUUCUUCAACAAAAACUUCUUCUGAAUAUCAUAGAAACCAGUCCAAAGAAAUUAGCAUUAACAUGACUCAAUCAAGACCUUAUGGUCAAGUUGGUAAUUCAUACACCAAACCUAUAGAUUCUCUUAACAAUGAUGAUGUAACAAAUGUGUUGAAUGAACUAGUGAAGAGGAGAAGAAACACUGUUAUUGUAGGAGAGAGUGUUGCUAAUGCUGAGGGAGUAGCUAAGGGAGUGAUGGAAAGGUUUGAGGUAGGUAAUGUUCCUCAUGAGUUAAGAUAUGUGCAAAUUGUGAGUCUUCCUCUUAUAUGCUUUAGGAAUAUAAGCAAAGAGGAAGUUGAAAAGAAGAUUAUGGAAGUUAGAAGCUUAGUGAAAAGCUAUAUGGGAAGAGGGGUUAUUCUUUAUUUAGGUGACUUAAAAUGGUUGUUUGAGUUUUGGUCAAGUUAUUGUGAGAAAAAAAUAAACUACUAUUGUUCUGUUGAACAUAUGGUGAUGGAGGUUAAGAAGUUGGUGAGUGGAAGUGGUGAGAGUAGUAGUAGAUUAUGGCUUAUGGGAAUUGCAAAUUUUAAAACAUACAUGAAGUGUAAAAUAAGUUACCCUUCUUUAGAAACUAUUUGGGAGCUUCAUCCUUUCACAAUUCCUGUUGGUAGCCUCAGCUUAAGUUUAACUUUUGACAGUGAUUUUCAAGCUAAGGAGAGAAGUAUGGUGUUAUUCAAGGACUUGGCUUUUGAAGAUAAAGUUGGAGUUAGGAAACAUCUAACUUGUUGCAAGGAUUGUUCAAUAAAAUUUGAAAAUGAAGCUUUGAGUAUGAGUAGCAAUAUAAGCAAGAAAGCAUGCAGUUCUAGCUUACCAACAUGGCUCCAAAAUUGCAAGGAAGAAAGAAGUUACAUAAUUGAAGAUCAGGAAAAUGCAAGGCUUAAGGAUCUGUGCAGGAAAUGGAACUCAAUAUGCAAAUCAGUACAUAGUCAACCUUCAAUUCAUGACAAACAAGAUCUGUUUGUCUUAUCAUCAUCACCUUCAUCACCAACUUCAUUUUCCUCACUCGAAAAAAAGUCUAGUUUCCAACAUAGCCACAUAAAUUGGCCUAUAAUUUCUGAACCAGAAAAAGUAGCAAAAGAAUGUGAGUUAUUAUACACUGAAAAUGGUGGUGAUGAUGAUGAUUGCUAUGAUGGUAACUUGAUAAUGUUCAUGCCACAUAGAAAUAUUCCAAAACCAGAUCUUUUGUCAAAUCCUAACUCAAGUCCAAACUCAGCUUCUUCAAGUGAAGCAGUAGAUGGUUUAGAAAGCACUGAAAUGUUCAAUGAACAUAAUGAAGAGAAUCUCAAGAUUCUCUGUGAUGCCUUGGAGAACAAGUUUCCAUCACAACAUAAAGAAAUCAUUUCAGAGAUUGCAAGUACUGUACUUUUUUGCAGAUCAGGAAGUAGAAAAAGAGGGAACAACUUAAUCAAAAGAGAAAAUCAUCAUCAUCACAAACAAGAAACUUGGAUGUUUUUUCUUGGUGAUGAUUCUCAAGCCAAAGAGAAUAUCUCAAAGGAACUAGCUAAAGUUAUUUUUGGAUCUUAUUGUAACUUUAUGACAGUUGGCAUAAGCACUUUUUCUUCCUUAGGAAAUGAUGAUUCUUCAAGUGAUGAAAAAUCCAAAAGGAAAAGACCAAGAGCUGAGUUGGGAAGCACUUAUUUACAGAAGUUUGGUGAAGCAGUUAAUGAGAAUCCUCAUAGAGUGUUCUUCAUGGAAGAUUUGGAUCAAGUUGAUCACUUUACUCAAAAGGGUAUCAAGAAAGCUAUUCAAAAUGGAACUAUAAAAAUUCCUGAUGGUGAAUCUGUUCCUCUCAAAGAUGCCAUAAUCAUUUUCAGCUGUGAAAGUUUCAGUUCAGUUUCAAAGUCACAAACAUCAUGUGGUGAAAACAAAGGGAAAGAGACAAUGAUAGAGGAAGAUCAUAAAAGUACUCUAAAUCUCUCUUUGGAUUUGAAUAUAGCCAUUGAAGAUCAUCAUGAUAAUACAGAUGCUUGUAUUCUUGAGUUAGUUGAUAAGAAAAUUAGUUUUAACAUGUGAGAUUUGUGAUAGAGAAGGAAAAAUUAUGUUGAAUUAAUAUUUGUCAAAUUUGAGUGUAACUUUUUUUUUUUUAGUUCUUAAUUUUCUCUACUUACUUGUAAUGUAUUUCAGCUUAUAGUUUAUUAGAAGCUUGAAUGGGGAUGGUA